This is a messenger RNA of Liolophura sinensis, 5086 nucleotides long. RefSeq names its product coiled-coil domain-containing protein 141-like. The coding region runs from base 77 to 4891 and encodes 1604 amino acids. Gene Ontology annotation, molecular function: protein binding. The record is from RefSeq and is a predicted model, not a curated record. NCBI's taxonomy places the organism in Eukaryota, Metazoa, Mollusca, Polyplacophora, Chitonida, Chitonidae. The transcript has 30 exons.
GUAAAAACACGUCUUUGCAUGCAUGCCUGAUUAACAGGGUCCUAUGCCCAGUUUUCGAUUGUGUUAAAACGUACUUAUGUUUGUGCCAUUAUAUUACGCGAAGUUUAGUGAUUUUGAGGAUACGGACAGGAGAGAAAAAUGGCGGAAAGCCAGUCACAAUUAUCGGAGAUACCAGGUUCUACGACCACAAUCACGACUGUGGCAGUACAGGCCGGUAAAGCCAGAAUCAUUCUCGCCAUACUACGGUGCGGAGAAUGGAUCCGGGUACGAAUCCACCAGAUGGAACCCGACCUCACAGAAGUCGGCGCAACGCUGGAAGAGGCUUUACAGUUACGCCGAGAAACACGACGAACUCCUUGCUAAACUACAGAAGAAGCAAGAUGAGGUCACCAACUUACUCGCACGGGCCGACACUUUCGCUACGCAGAAUCCCGGCGAUCGUGACCAGAGCGUCGAGGUAUACGCCGCAAUGGCGGAGUCCCUCGGCGAGGCCUGGAAGGACCUAAACGCGAAACUAGAAUACCGAACACAGCUGUUGGACGAGAGCAUAUCAUUCUACCAGAGCGCUGGAGACUUCGCCAAACGGAUGGAGCAGGCGAGAGCAGGCUUUUCUGCGUUGCCCCUCGCUUCUGAUGUAGAAACUGCAAAACGCCUCCUCCAACAGCAUCAAGACAUGAAAAAAGGUAUACUAGAAUCGUCAAAAAGCACCCUGGACUUAGGAUAUCGUCUACUAGAUCGCAUCAAAGAACUUGGUGUGCAUGCAGACGCCCAGAACCGACACGCUACAACCGCAGCCUGCUACGGCAUCGAGCAUCUCUUGGAACUUUUGCACGAUCGCCGGCGGCACCUUGAAGACUUGUGGUUGCAGCGUAAACUAAGAUUAGAACAAUGUCUACAGUUAUGCCAGUUGGAUCAAGAAGUCAAUAAGGCUUUGGACUGGUUUCGAACUGUGGGCUCAUCCUACCUUAAGAGAUCAGAGCUUGGCGACUCAACAAAUUCGUCACAAGCUCUGCAACAAGACCAUAACCGAUUUGAGCAACAAGCCAGAGAAAUACAAGAAACGGUUUUACGACUGAUGAAGACGGUCGAACAACUCCUUCACAGAGGAAAUCUGGAUGCAGAAGGAGUUCGGCAACGACUGUCUCUCGUCGACCGUGAAUGUGAAGACUUCAUGAUCAAACUGGAUAACAGACGAAAGAACUUGUCGCUGUCGCUGUCGUUUUUCCAACAGGCAGAAACGGCUCUAACACAGAUGGAACAGAUUCGAGUCCGAUUGAACAGCACGGACUUGCCUCGUAACAGUGCAGCUCUUGUGGAUCUACACCAACAGUUGUCUGACGCAAUUAGCCAGGUGUCCACACCGGCGCUACAUACUGGUCAGUCUCUCCUAGAGAGGGUCGGGAGAGGUGACCAGGGUGCUGACGGCGUCAGACGAAAGCUGGCAGAACUACAAGAGCGAUGCACUGAACUGGAGGCACUAUGCAAGGCGCGAGGUGCCGAAGCUAGGGAGCGAAGCCAAGCCUAUCUGCAGUUCCAAGAACGAUAUACAAACUUAAACACUUGGUUAACGCAGAUAGGCCAAGCCACUCUCAGUCGGCACGCAGAUAUGGGAAACAGCCUUGCAUCUUCAAAGGACUUUUUGGAAGUCCACGAACAACUGGAUGAAGACAUCAGGGAUAAAAGCGGUGCUCUGAGCGCCCUGUCGGAGUCGGUCGUCGGCCUGGUCAAGUCAGGGGACCAGGAGGCGCCCGCCGCCGCCCAGAAGGUUGAUAUGCUGAGUAAACAGUGGCAGCGCAUGCAGCGUGUCACAGAAACUCGUAUCAAACUCUCCCUGCUUUAUGUCUCAUUCCACAAACUAGCCAAUCAGCUCGCCAUUAAUUUGGACGGCUUAGAAGCAGUUCUGAGAACAGAACGAGAAGACCUACAAGAAUUGCCGGAAGCGGCUGUGCAGCACACGAUGGAGUCUUGGAACACCGCCUGCCAGCUCUUCCAGGAUAUGGAGGAAAAAGCCAAGGCAUUCCUCCAAAAUAGUUCUACAGUUACAGAUGAUUCUACUCUUGAAGUGAAACAGUCUGUUCGAUUGGUCGAACAAAGAUUGUUACAGCUCCAGGACCGCAUGGCCUCUCUCCGCACCCAGUGGGAGUCAUGGCAACAGCGAGUCUCGUCGAGCCGACAGUUUAAAGUGCAAUGGCACCAAUUUGUACAAGAUGCAAGAAAGACAAUUGACUGGGUUAUGAAAGUUGAGGCUGAUCUUUUCGUGCCGUAUUCUGCCGGUCACCUUGGUAACUGUCAGGAUAAGGCGAUGGAACUUCAGAGAAAAGUGGCUGAUUACGAACCCACGGCUAAGAAGGUAACAGAGGAGAUAGAGAAGCACUUGAAGACAGCCGAGAUGCUGGGCUUCAAGGGCGACACCAAAGGUCAGAAGGACCAAAUCGUAAAUGAGCUGGUGCGUGUGCACCAGAGAUUCCAGGCCCGUAUCCACGAGUACCAGCUCCUUCUCAAAAUGACCAUCCAGUUCUUCCAAAACCUGCAUCAGGUUGAUAAGUUGAUCGAGAAGACAGAGAAGGAGUACAUGUCUGCCCCGCUGCCACAGGAACUUAACCGUGCAGAACAGAUGCUUGAAAACCACCACCGUAAAAAGCACGAGGUGGCACAGAUGAUCAAAUUCACAGCCGAUGAAGGUGAUCAAAUCGUCACUCGAGUCCGCCAGCAGAAUGCUGAGGCGGCCGCACAGGAUGAGGUACAGAAAGUCCUGAACAUGGCCGAUGAGUACAAGAAACGCUGGAACAACUCAUGGGAGGAGCAAGAAAGACGACUUCAACAGAAUCUACAGAUCUGUCAGUUCAACUUUGACCUUCGACAGAUUCACUCAGAGAUUGAUGAGCUGCAUCGACAACUGCAGCUGCGUCAUGGUAACUACGGCAACUCGCUUCAAGCUGCCAAAAUGACAUCACAAGCUUUUAAGCAAUAUGAGAUGACAAUAGAGCUCAUCGAGAAGAAGAUUGAGAAUUUCAUCGCAACGGCUGAGCUGAUGGUGAAGGAACAACACUAUGACUCCGCUAACAUCCAGCGUGAGAUAGAUGAGCUCAAGAACAAAUGGAGUACAUUCCACACCAGUGUGCGAGAUUAUCGCAAACUGCUGGAGGAUUCGGUGACUUACUACCGAUUAAUCGAGGAGAGUGAAGAAUGGACGCAGCAGGGCAACCAGUUACUUUUGCAAGUUGGUCGACAGUUUUCUGAAUGCCAGUCGCCAGAGGAAGCCGAAGAAAUGCUCCGUAAAGUGAAAAACUUUGUGGAGGCGGGCAAACCCGCCCAGGAUGAGAGGCUACAGAAAAUCUCUGUCCUGGCUGAUAAACUGUAUGGAGACCAAGGCCCUAGCCGUAUCCAGCAUCUAGUUUUACACUAUCAAGAAUUACUGAAGUCAUUCCGUCUAGCUGACGAAGAGAUUGGUACACUGAGAGAUAGACUCUCUGGAAAAGACGUACCAAUGGAAGUCUCUGACCCGAUGGAGCGUAAGGCGAAGUUUGCGGAAGAGGCACCUCGCCCCAAACCCCCGCGAAUUCUCCAACAUCUGCAGAACGCUGAGGUCCUCGAGGGGACAAAGUUCACAUUUGAAUGUCGCAUUGAGGUCACACCUCAGCCAGUCGAGGUCAAAUGGUUUAAGGACAACCUGCCCUUGAACAGCCCAGACUACGAGACAAAGUUCUUUGAUGGUCUUGCGACGCUGACCAUCGAGGAAACAUUCUCAGAGGACACGGCCCGCUACACAUGUCGCUUUAACAACGCAGCCGGGACAGCCGAGUCGUCAGCUCAUUUACAUGUUAAAGAAACCCAUCAGCAGAUUGUCCCCCCUGAUUUCACCAAGAAUCUCAAAUCAGUCGACGUUAUAGAGGGCGCUCCAUUUAUGUUCGAGUGCCAUGUCACUGGCAUCCCAUCACCUACGAUAUCUUGGUACAAAGAUGAACAAAACAUUGACAAUUCACCCGAUUUUGUGAUAACCAAAAUAAACGGAACAAAUUGCUUGAAGAUUCGUUCCGUUGCGCCAAGCCAUGGCGCCCGGUACACGUGCCGCGCUGAUAAUCCAGGAGGGGAGGCGGCGUCAAGCGCCAGGCUUAAUGUCAUCACAAUGAUAAAGCCCACGAUACAGGAGCCAUUGAAGGACGUAGCCGUACCGGAGGGUAAAGCUGUUCUCUUACAAGCUCGCUACUCCGGAUCACCACAGCCAGACAUUCACUGGUACCGUGGCAACGACCGUAUCAUCCCAUCUGCGGUGUUCAAGAUAACCACGGAGCCCACGACUACGGUCCUGGAGAUCACAGAAGCCUUCCCAGAAGACACUGCUGUGUACACGGUACAGGCCAUCAACCCCGCAGGAGAGGCAACGUCAUCCUGCCAGGUCAAUGUGGAGAGUUUCUACUCGUCCACUGGAGAAGACAUCUCACAGGGAUCCACGGAUGUAGAACCUGUGAAGCCGAUGUUCAUGCAAAAGCUAGCGUUGUCCAAACAAGCCCCAGAGAGGAGCCGUGUCAGACUGGACUGUGUUAUCGUUGGACAUCCAGAACCAGAGGUGAUCUGGUACCACAAUGGUCAACCGGUCAAGGAGUCCAAAGACAUGCAGCUGUUGUUUGAGGGUGACCGCUGUACACUGGUCAUCCGAGAGAUUCUCCCAGAGGACGCCGGCGAAUACAAGUGUGUGGCGCGGAAUAUCCAGGGCGAGGCGGAGAGUGCCUGUAUCUUGCAUGUGGAGCCUGCCACCGAGCCAAGUGACUUCUCCACCGUGUCAUCCCGCCAGCCAAUGGUGGCCCCCAAAUUCACCAGUCCUCUUCGUGAUGCGAAUGUGUCUGCGGGACAGCCAGUUUACCAUGGAGUGCCGUGUGAUUGGUCAACCUAAACCCACAGUACAGUGGUACAAGGACAGCAACAAACUGGAACCUUCACCUGACUUCCAGGUGGAAGUUGCGGGUGAUCUGCACACCUUAACGAUACCUGAGGUGUUUGAGGAAGAUGCAGGCACGUACACCGUUCAGGCCAGCAACCCAGCGGGUGAGGCCAAAUCUCUUGCCAAACUCAACGUCCAUACCGUUUC